GUUCAAAUUUGAAAUUCCCUGUUUCAAUCAUUUUGGAACCGUUUUUUGCUCAAGGAUGUUUUGGUGUAUCUUAAUGAAUGCUAACUCCAUGUAGCACCUAUCAAGAUCUGAACAUUCUUGGGCAUUAAUGAAAAUUGUCCAGGAAUGUUAACUGUUACAUUUUAGCAGUUGUAAGUCAUGCAUUGAUAUUAACAUGGCAGAGGUACACUGAAUAAAUGUUAAUGAUAGUUGGCUGUGUUAUUCUCUCAUGCACACUUAACAAUUUUGUUUGCACUGAAAUGAGAAUAGGAAAAGUUUGUGCCAUUAAAUAUGUAGGAUACACGAAGAAAUACUCUUUCUAAAUCUUGAAAAGGACUCUCUUCAUCAUUCAUUAUCUAGCAGGUCAUUUAUUGCUACAAUCUUAAUUACAUCCUGUUAUUUUUAUUACCAGCAGUAUCAUAAAUGGGGAGGCUGGCUCUCUUUAGUAAAGCAAAAUCAGCAUAGGAAUCCUUAGUCCACUAUUAACCCAUGUUCAUGUAUUUUAAUUGUGUUAUAAAAGAUUCAAUAUGAAUUCCAGGUGCUGGAGAAACUAUCUACUCUGAGAAUGAUCUACUCUGCAUGCUGGAACAUGUUUGUCAAAAAGAGUGGGAUAGAGUGGUUGAGUGCUAUCAUUCGGCUUGCAAUUUUUUUUCCUUUGCUAAAUUUAGCCAGAGAGGAUCAAGUAAACUAGGAUUGUUAAUGAUCCUCUGGUUUGAGAGGAGGUGGAAACUUCACAAGCUUUCCCAUGUAGCAAAUGUCUGUACCUCAGUGGUACAGCAAGUACUUUGCGUAGACAAGGUUUUAGAUUCAGUCUCCAUGUUUUGGAAAACACGCCACAAUACCAUAUAAAUUUCUUGAUCUCUUUGUGUAGGGCACUAUUCUGUCAUAUAGGAACAGCGCUACUGUAUUAACUAAUUACUAAAGGUUUGGAAAAGAUGUCGCUGUCCAGAUCCAGCCGAAAUGGUCUCUGCACUCUUCAGAGAACAUACUGGUUAAGAGAAAUGACUUGGAGAACCUACCCACCCACUUGCUGGGUCAGGCUCCCCUUCUGUGCCCAUAGCACUUGGAACGCUGCUGGAAGCAGGAGGCGCAGGCUUAUGGUAGCAGCAGGGGCAGGUCUGGGUGUAUGCAGCAUCUUGGCUUAUGGAAAUCACUGUUGGCAGGCAACAAAGGCUGAGCCUCCAAUAUCCACACCUGCUCCCUCCUUCCCUCGCUUUACCCGAGAAGAGGUGGCUCGCCAUCAUGACGAAGCUAAUCGGGUGUGGGUGACUUACGGCAGUGAGGUUUUUGAUGUCACCGAUUUCAUAGAGCUGCAUCCUGGGGGCAGAAGUAAGAUUCUUCUGGCAGCAGGUGGUGCUUUGGAACCAUUCUGGGCUCUCUACGCCAUGCACAAACAACAGCACGUUCAGGACAUCCUUCAGGAAUACAAAGUGGGAGAACUGAGCCCAGAAGAGCCUCCUCUGCCAAGCCCAGACGACCCUUAUGCUAACGAUCCUCCAAGACACCCUGCCCUCCGAGUCAAUACCGUCAAGCCCUUCAAUGCAGAACCUCCUCCAGAGUUACUCUCAGAAUAUUUUCUGACUCCCAACCAGCUCUUCUUCAAGCGCAACCAUCUUCCUGUGCCAGUUGUGGACCCUGAAACCUACCGCCUGUGUAUUCGGAGUCCCUCUGGACAGACACUGUCCUUGUCUCUGCAAGACCUGAAACAGAAUUUUCAAAAACAUGAAGUUACAGCCACCCUACAGUGUGCUGGCAAUCGUCGUGCAGAGAUGAACACCAUUCAGAAUACCAACAGGCUCGGGUGGAACAUUGGGGCCAUUAGCAAUGCUUGUUGGGGUGGUGCCCGGCUUCGGGAUGUCCUGAUACAAGCUGGGUAUCAGCCAGGUGAUAAGGGGCAUGUCUGCUUUGAGGGCCUGGACAAGGAUCAUAGUGGCACUGUGUACGGAGCCUCCAUCCCCUUUAAAAAAGCCAUGAGUCCUGACGGGGAUGUCCUGUUGGCUUAUGAGAUGAAUGGGGAGGAGCUGCCUCGGGAUCAUGGGUUCCCACUCAGAGUCAUUGUGCCAGGUGUAGUGGGGGCUCGUAAUGUUAAAUGGCUGGCCCGGAUUACAGUGGGACCAGGGGAAAGCAAGAGUCACUGGCAGCAGAAGGAUUACAAAGGAUUCUCUAGUUCUGUAACGUGGGAGACCGUGGACUUCUCCAAGGCACCUGCCAUUCAAGAGAUGUCCAUCCAGUCUGCCAUUACUGAGCCAACUCCUAAGACCUCUGUCUCCCCUGGGGAGCUCAAGGUGAAAGGCUAUGCCUGGAGUGGUGGGGGGCAAAGGGUGAUCCGUGUAGAUGUUUCGCUGGAUGGUGGAAAAAGCUGGCAAGAGGCAUCACUAACUGGUGAGGAGCAGUUGCCUGGCCGAGCUUGGGCUUGGAAGCUUUGGCAGCUGGACACUUCUGUGCCUGCUGGAACCAAGGAGUUGAACAUUGUCUGCAAGGCUGUGGAUACCAGCUACAAUGUGCAACCUGAGUGCGUGGGGCCAAUCUGGAACAUUUUGGGAGUACUCAACAAUGCUUGGCAUCGGGUACAUAUCCGUGUGGGAGAGGAUUGAGAGGCCUAAAAGCAUGGAGGGCUGUGGAACUUGGCUUCCCUACAUUUGUCUGCUGCUGCCCCUUGAAGAAACCAAGAAGAAGGGUGGGUGCCUUGUAACUUCUGGGCUGCUUUCCUCAUUCUCUGUGCAGCUCCUGAAUGUAGCAGUUUUAGGGCUAGGGUGCUUAUCUUCUUUUUCUAAGGGUGUGGUGGUCUCAGAGGAAAGUGUUGAUGACUCUCCUUCACUUAGCUUUCUCCCUAACAGAGAUCCACUUUCCUUAGGAAUUUUGGAUUGUGGCUUUUAUAGUAUUCAGAAUUUUUUCAGUUGUCAAAAUUACCUACUUGUUUGCUGGCUUUUUUAAUACCUCCUCCGAAGAUAGAUAUUUAUUAAAGGUAUUCGAUCACU
Molecule: messenger RNA, 2996 nt
Organism: Candoia aspera
Lineage: Eukaryota; Metazoa; Chordata; Lepidosauria; Squamata; Candoiidae
Gene: SUOX
Product: sulfite oxidase
Exons: 4
Coding region: 954-2612 (552 amino acids)
Biological process (GO): sulfur compound metabolic process
Cellular component (GO): mitochondrion
Molecular function (GO): molybdopterin cofactor binding; molybdenum ion binding; heme binding
Source: RefSeq, a predicted model, not a curated record